Messenger RNA from Erythranthe guttata (spotted monkey flower), 1102 nucleotides. RefSeq names its product ras-related protein RABB1c. The record is from RefSeq and is a predicted model, not a curated record. Gene Ontology annotation, molecular function: GTP binding; GTPase activity. NCBI's taxonomy places the organism in Eukaryota, Viridiplantae, Streptophyta, Magnoliopsida, Lamiales, Phrymaceae.
UAUUAUUCUGCAAAUCAUGCCACCUACAACUAUUUCGUAAUUAUUAUUUUUUAAUCAUCUUCAAUUUUUUCUCUGUGGAGAGUCGGCAAUCGGAAUUAGGGAUUUUGCCGGCAAUAUGUCGUAUGCGUAUCUGUUCAAGUACAUCAUCAUCGGAGACACUGGGGUGGGAAAAUCAUGCCUUCUUCUUCAAUUUACCGACAAGCGUUUCCAGCCAGUGCAUGACUUGACUAUUGGAGUCGAGUUUGGGGCGAGGAUGAUCACAAUUGACAACAAGCCCAUUAAGCUUCAAAUAUGGGACACGGCCGGUCAAGAAUCGUUCAGAUCCAUCACUAGGUCGUACUACAGAGGUGCAGCUGGUGCACUUUUGGUGUAUGAUAUCACGAGGAGGGAAACUUUUAAUCACUUGGCUAGCUGGCUAGAAGAUGCCAGGCAGCAUGCAAAUCCAAACAUGUCGAUUAUGCUGAUAGGCAACAAAUGUGACCUUUCCCACAGAAGGGCUGUUAGCACAGAAGAAGGAGAACAAUUUGCAAAAGAAAACGGACUCAUUUUCAUGGAAGCAUCUGCAAAAACUGCACAGAAUGUCGAGGAGGCAUUUAUCAAAACUGCUGCGACAAUAUACAAGAAGAUUCAAGAUGGAGUCUUUGACGUUUCAAAUGAGUCGUACGGAAUAAAAGUUGGGUACGGUGGAAUUCAGGGUCCGUCUGGUGGCAGGGAUGGUAAUUCUUCACAAGGUGGAGGUUGUUGCAGUUAAGAUUUGUGUGUAAGCAGCACAAAAUGCUCAAACGCUAUCUCUGCUCUGCUCUGCACACAGCUUGGGUUCGUUGAAACAAUAUUAAAUUCGUGUAUUUAUUUGAAUUUGUGGUCUCGUUUGUUCCGCUUGUCUGUAAAUUUGACAAUAGUGUCGUGGCUGUACAAAGGAGUGGAACGAUGAGUUUGUGAGAAAAAAAAAACAUACUUUUUUGCAAAGUUGGCAAACUUGGAAAUAACAGUCAAAUUGUGAUGUAUUUAUUCUACAUGUGUUGGUUUGUGGUUUUUGUCCACAUGAGGAAACUCAAUGUAAUUAUAGUGUACCUUUUUUCUUUAAUGUAAUGCAUUUAUUUAU